Molecule: messenger RNA, 9325 nt
Organism: Protopterus annectens (West African lungfish)
Lineage: Eukaryota; Metazoa; Chordata; Ceratodontiformes; Protopteridae
Product: solute carrier family 22 member 5-like
Exons: 9
Coding region: 1-1335 (444 amino acids)
Biological process (GO): transmembrane transport
Cellular component (GO): membrane
Molecular function (GO): transmembrane transporter activity
Source: RefSeq, a predicted model, not a curated record
AUGCAACUGCUGAUAAAUUUGAUGCACCAGGCAGAGUCAAAGGAAGGAGAAGAAGCUAGAUGGAGUGACAUGGUGGAGAAAGUGUUACAGGAAGAAGAAAUACAAACAGUUUUACUGAACAUCUUCCUUUGCUCUUUUCGUUUUGCAUUUAGGUACGGCAGAAAAAAGGUAUUUUUUGUCAGCCUGAUAAUGCAGACUGUAUUCAGCCUCAUCCAAGUCGGCUCAAACAGCUGGGAAAUGUUUGCUGUACUCUACGUCUUGGUUGGACUUGGACAGACAUCAAACUUCCUCUGUGCUUUCGUUUUAGGCUCUGAACUGCUCCGAAAACAAGCAAGACUGGCAUAUUCAUGUUGUGCAAUCAACGUUGGCUUUGCCAUUGGAUAUUUAAUGGUGCCACUCUUUGGAUAUUUAAUUCGUGAUUGGCAGAUGCUGUUGCUGGCUCUCUCCUUACCUGGGCUAUUGUAUAUUCCACUGUGGUGGGUUAUCCCUGAAUCCCCAAGAUGGCUUUUAUCUCAAGGGAGAAUUGAAGAAGCAGAAGCAAUUAUUAUAAAGGCAGCUAAAAGAAACAGAAUUACACCACCGGUGCCUGUAUUCAAACCCGAGGAUGUCAAAAAAUAUGUGCUAGAAAUUUCUGAAGAAAAGGAUCGUAAAUAUACAUAUCUGGAUAUCGUAAAUAACUUUAACAUUGGGAUUAUAACAAUAGUUACCAAUCUUGUAUGGCUAGUUAUCAGCAUGACAUACUAUGGUUUAAACCUGAAUACUCCAAACCUGAAUGGAGAUCCUUAUCUCAACAGCUUUUAUUCAGCAGCUACUGAAGUGAUUGCUUACAUUGCUUCCUGGGUGAUCCUAAUUUAUGGGUACCGGCGAGCUGCCAGCGCCUCCUUGCUGUUCACUAGUGGAAGUAUACUGCUCCUUGUUCAGCUAAUUCCAUCAGAUCUGACUACUGCCAUUAAUGUACUUGUCCUACUGGGAAAGCUUUGCAUCACAUCUGUAUUUGCUGUAGUUUAUGUCUAUACAUCGGAGCUGUAUCCAACUGUUGUAAGAAACAUGGGGGUCAGCAUGAAUGCCAUGUCCUCCAGGAUUGGUAGCUUGAUCUCUCCUUAUUUUGCAUAUAUUGGGUCUUCUAACAAAAUUUUGCCAUUUAUACUAAUGGGAAGCUUUUCUUUAAUAGCUGGAGCUAUGAGUUUUGUGUUGCCUGAGACUCGCGGAAUGCCUCUACCAGAGAAAAUAAGUGAUAUGCAACAAAUUAGAUGUUGCAAGAAGCAUUCUGAAGUUGCCACUUACUUUGGAAGCAAAGAAAAACGAAAAGAAGAUAUUCAAGUUGCCGUCUUUUAAGCAAUCAAGCAAAACAGAUUAAAAUGGCAGUGCCUUUAUGCUCAUGUAUUUCUAAUUUACACAAAAUAACUUUUUUUACCAUGUGUGAAAGUAUUUUUGGUACUUUUCCGUUAAACCCCUACCACGCAUUUUAGGAGCUGUAUUGAUGGCUUUUGGCUUAUUUCUUCCAGGAUACUACGUUUUGUUUCCCAAACUGUUUACUGUUAUUUUCUCUAAAGUGUUGUCCACCUUGCCGUAAAUCUCUGUUGGUGAUGCCUCCUGCUUGCCGUUAUUAAGAGAGGCUGCCAUCCAGUCCCCAUGGAUAUGAUGGUUAUGAUCACAGCUGUUUUUGGUGUAAACUGUAGUUCAUCUGCAAAUCAGACAGAUGACAUGGCUUUCAAGUCAUUUAUUAAAUAGUACUUAACCUUUGCAAUGACAGCCUACCCUUGUUUGCAGGUGCCAGGUCAACAUUUCCUGCCAUAUUUCUUUUCCCGAGCUACAGCCCCACUGCAUCGUCCCAAUGACCAGUAACCCAGGUCAGAUUCAACAGCUAAUCACCUCAGCUGACACGUGUUCUGCAUAUGACCACUCAAGACUGAUUGUGGCUGGACUUUGGAGUCAUCAUUAAUAUGUCUCCGGACCCUUCUCCCACUUCCUAGUCAGACACCCCACUGCAGAUGUGUGGCCGCUAUCACUGAAAAGGCAAACGUAGGUACGACCCAAGAAGGCAGGCAACACAGAGAAAAAGGGAGUAUUCAUCAAUUGUGUGCGACGGAGUAGGAAGCUGAUCAAGAAAUACGCCGGAAUCAGGCAAUACAGCUCCUAAAAUGCAUGGUAGGGGGUUAACAGAAAAGUACCAUAUUUUCUUACAAAAUGCUUUUGCAAUGUUUAGAUGUUUCCCAAACUGAGAAUAAAAAUGAAAACAAUUAUAAUUGGUUUUAUAAGAUAUGAACAAAUGAGUUAAGCUAGUAACCUACUUGUGAAAGGUGAUGCUCUUGUGUAACUGCAUGUAAGCUGAAGCAGUGUCCUCUACGUUGAUAGCAGAAAAGUGUAAGCCACAAUUCUGCAGAAAUUGAAACAGGGGCAUUUAUAGCUGAAAUUACUGUAUUCACAUCUCAUGUGACAUGAAGUCCACUUCAUUCUUCCCUCCUCCGAGGCAAUUCACUAUUUGUCAAUAUUUGCUAAAGCUAUUCAUGAGUUUCAAAGUACUCUUCUUCUGUUGAUUCUGACAUAUGUAGUCCACCACCACUCAUUUCAUAGUCCUAGGAAAUGUCUGGAGUACUUUCAGAAUGUCUGUGGUCAACUGUUGAUCACAUUUUUAAGCAGUCAUAUUACUGGUACUGAGUAUCACAGUCUGCACUUCUGAUAUCAUUCAGGUAUUUAAUAGCAUGGUUUGUCUUGCAGAAGGUACAGUAUAGUUUUCUACAUUGUCUGUUCACAGCAGUGCUGCUACAUCAUUAGUAAGUUUUGUGGGUCUUAUCUUCUUCACUUCCAUUUAAAUAAUGCACUUUUACUUUGAAAAAGCACAUCCAUUCACAAUCCAAGAAUGCAAAAGGGUAUUUUCUGAACCCAACAUUCCAAAUAGAAUUCAAAACUUGUUUUCACCUUCCAUUUUCUCUGUGCCGUUGCAUGAAACCUCCCUAUUCAGGGUUUUGCCUACUGCACUGUCUGCUUAGCUGUUUCUGAGACUUCGGAACUCAGAAGAAAAAGCUGUCACUGUCUCCCUAAUAUCUCAAGCAUUUUGUUAGGAAAGUAGCUUUUCACAUUCAGGCUGUGAAUGGCCGUGCAAGUCCUCUUUUGACUGUAAUUCUAGAAUUCUCCUGUUUGUGUCAGGUGCUACCAUAGAACUCAGUAGUGACUAUGUGUUAUCCUGAGAUUUGCUUGUUAUUUUGCCUCCUUGUGCGUUUUAACAACCAGAUGGAUUUCAUGUAAGUGAAGUCUGUGAGUUAAUGCGUUGCUUAAUUUGGCCAGUUUCUUGCCAAACAGCACUCUGCCAUAAGAUUCUUAUUUCCUGUCAUCAGUGUUUACUUCUUGACACAGAGGCUAGAUAGUAUGUUCAGUGUCUUUAGUUUUACUAGAUCAUCAGUCAUAUAGUCCCAAUUUUAUACUUCAUGACAAGGCUUGCACAUGGCAUGCUGUCAGAACACAAACCCCAAUUCCCCAUAGUGCCUUACUAUAUGUUAUGAAAACUGACAAAAAUCUACCACUGUCUUUGACAUCUAAGCUUCCACUUUGUAAAUACACACACAUAUCUCUGAAUUGUUUUUCCCCAAAUGAUGGUGCUCCAAAUGUUUGUCACCAACCAGUUUUUAAUACACACAGGCAGGAUUCAGAAACAGCCCAGCUGUGAGAAGUAAGACUGCAUCACACAAAGGGUCCCUUUAAUGUGAUGGUGAAAACUAGCAAUUCAGAAACACUUUAGCUGCAAUGAGAAAAGACCUCUUAAUUGUCUAAUUUGCAUUUCCCUGAAUCACUCAGUGAUUACCACUAAUACUAGCAAUCAGUUUCCUGUAGUAAACACAUCUGGUGGCCCAUGCAUCACAUUGGCAAAGGCAUCUCCCUCAUUCACUCACCCACAGACAUACACACAUUCCAACAGACGCACACACACAUAUCCCCUUAUCUGUCAACUGCCCUUUGUGGAACAGAAUGGCCACAAUUGUGCCUGUUAUAGUCUCUGUGCCCCUGUCACAAAGUCACUCAGAGAAUCACAGCUUCUAUUCUUCAUUUGCAGCUUCUUGCUGCAAAAUCUGUUUUUCUACUAACUUUUUCAGUGGGGUAUAUUCAUUUUUAAAAAGUGUCCAUGAUGUCGUGUUUUACCCCAUAUUACAGAAAGUGCUCAUUAGUUCUAGGGAGAUUGAGAGACAUGGAAGCCUCUCCCCACCCUCAGAUACACACACACACACACACACACACACACACACACACACACACACACACACACACACACACACACACACACACACACACCACACACACAUCAAUCAUACCUCCCCACCUUAUCACAGACAUACUCACCCUCCCACAUACACACACACACACACACACACACACACACACACACACACAUCAAUCAUACCUCCCCACCUUAUCACAGACAUACUCACCCUCCCACAUACACACAUACACUCAUAAAUGCACACACCUACAAUACCCAUUCCCUAAUUAUUGAUUAUCCAGGCAGACAAGCCUUACUUGUAUUUUCUUUUCUAUUAAAUAAAUAGUUACUGAUUUAAUUGCUCACCGAGUUCCAGAAUUCUGCUCACGAUCAUUAUUGAGAGCGGAGUCCCAUAAAGACCGUUGAUUUUUAAAAAAAUUUUUUUUGUCACUGAUCCCUUACACAUCUUAGUUCUAUGGAUUUAACAUCCAUGAACCUUUUUACCUCCUUGACUAAUGUUUUUUUUCUUCUUUAGAUUUCAGUUUUCUUGUUGCAGAGUUUUUGGCUACUAUUAAAAUCAAAAACAAAAAUGCUUUCAUCUCUUUAAUACUUUAUUUGGAUUUAGUUGGUGUGAAAUGUUUAUAAAUUAAUGCUAAAUUACUUUCCAAAUGUAGAAUUAAGCAUUAUUACUCAGUUGUUGCUUAGACUGAGUCAAUUCUGAACAUUCACAAAAACAUGGUUCCAAGUGACCCCCACCCAAGCCAACAGUAACCCUUUAUACCUAAGGAGGCUUAUUUCAAGUCUCACUGGCAUAUAAAACUAUUUGCAUAAACACUUCUAUGCAAAAAUUCUACAUUUUCCUGAUUUAGUUGCAUUUCUACAGGUAAGAUAAAUCUUUUUUUUUCCUCCUCGGGUAUAUCCCUUUAUAAUCCCUUUAUAAUUUCCCACUCUAAGAUGUUUUUAAUUUUAUACUAUGAUCUGCUUUCAGAUCUAGUAUUUACCACAAUAUUUGUUCUGGUCUCAGUUGUAAAGUCUAUUAUUUGUGGUUCAAUGUGACUUUUUUCCCAUUUUGUUUAAUUCUUUCAUCAUUUCUAAAAUAAGACCUGUAUAUAUUAAUUGAUCCAAAUCCUGGAUCCCAGUUACCUGCUCUGCUUCUUCCACUUAAUGAUUUCAUCUGUUUUCAACAUCUGCUUCUAGUGCCAUGGCUGUUCAUUUAUUGUUUUUUUUUCAUAUCCUCAUCAGACUGUCCUCAACUCUUCUUAUUUUUUAAAGCAGCACAUCACCUAGGAAUAAUUAUGUUUUCACAGUCUAACAUGUUUUACAUCAGAUAUCUGUUUUUUAUACAUAUGAUAACACAUAAUGUUCUCCAUGCUUUUGUCAUAAAUCUGCCCAAACACCUGUAUAGCGAGCUAUGUUAGCCCCAGCAGGUGUUAUAUUUAGCUUAAAAUACAGACGAUAAAUGGCUCAAGGUACAGGAUGGUGCGGAAAAAGGAGGAUAAUAGAAAACGAACUGCACCCAACCUUACACACCAAAAAUGUUUAUUGCAUUAAACAACGUAAGUGCUUUCACGACUGAAAAUGUCGCUUCAUCAGACAGCUUAUGCCAAAACAAAUACAUUUAAGUAAGAACUGAAAAAAGUCAGCUGACACUUAUAAUUCAAAUCAUCUGCAGCUCAUUAAAAAUCAGAGACUGUUAAAACCAAAUAUAUUCAAAGUAAAAGUAUCCUAAAACAGCAUCUGUAAAUGAGCCUGUUUAUGUGCACAAUGAUUAAGACAUCUAUUAAAAAUAUAAAAAAAUACAUCUGCUUAAAUAUAUUGUAUAUGCAAAAACAAAUACUACUUAUAAUAAGUCUUCAUUAAUGCUUUAAGCAACGUGAUUUCAAGAAUAGUUUGAGACCCACAACUCCAUUUAAACCUGGAGGUCUCUCAGCAUUUAAUAAAAGGAUCCAUUCUUGUUCUAUGCUCUCAGUAUGGUUUUCAAUAUCACCCCCUCGAGUGUUGGGGUGUAUCACUUGGAUUACAAAAAACUUAAAGGUGUGUGUAUGAUCUGUAAGUCUUACAUGGUUAGCUAAGGCAUUGCAUUCUUUCUGUUUAUUAUUAUCUCUAAUGUGCUCCAGAAUCCUGUCCUUAAACAUUCUAUUGGUUUUACCCACAUAGAAUGCAUGGCAGGUCUGGCAGAAGGAAAAAUAAACCACGUUUUUCCCAAAAGAUCAGGGAUACUGACCUUGAGGAAGGAGAGGGGUCCCCUAAAUCCCCCCUGAGAUAACACCUCUUUUGGCAAUCUUUUGGAACUGCUUCACCAGUGCAUAGGCUGGACUGCUGAAUCCCUGUCUUUGGAAGGGUCAGUAUUUUUGGAGGCCUUUGGAUGGACCCACCCCGGAGUAUUGACCCUGCAUGGUUUAGCCAUUUCCUUGCUCUUACCAAAAACUUCCAGCUUCCCUUGUUCUCAAGCUCUUAGGGCACAUGGUAGCCACCAUCUGCUUGGUUCUCCUAACAAAUUACCACACGAGGGCUCUGCAAUGGACACUGGCGGGUGCAGAUGCAUCCAGUGGAGUUCCUCAUUGUGUUGACAAAUGUCUGUCGAGAUCAGAUUAGGUAGUUGAAAUCUCCCUUUGUCAGCCAGAAGACUGUUUGUGCCCACCUGAGGCACGGUCACAACAAAUGCCUCUCUUGUUGGGUGGGGGGGGUGGGGCAUUUCAAAGGAAGACUGUCUAGGGGACCUAGUUCACUACAGAGGCCAAUCUUCACAUCAGUAUCUUGAAGAUGAGUGGUCUUCCUUGCACUGCUGGCCUUUCAGGACAUUCUUCCCAAGGGUGUGAUCUUAGUUCAGAUAGACAAACUGUCUGUCAUUUGGAAUCUGAACAAAUGGGGGAACCUGUUCCAGUCUUCUUUGUUGGUAGACCAUAAGAGUCUGGGAAUGGGUUAUUUCAUCUCAACAGUUUUUGGUUGCAAUGCCCAUCCCUGGAAAAUCGUACACAUUGGCAGACAGUUUGAGCAGGAACAUUCUUUUUCUGCUUUAGUGUUCCUUGAAUCUGAGAGUUGGCCACUCAGAUUUUUUUUGUCUCCUUUUUAAAGGCCCGAGUUAGGAAUGCCAGUGUAUAAGGUUUCUAAGUGUCUGUCUGAUUGUAUUUCUUUUGGGUAUAUUUUGAAAGGAAAGCCCUAGCAUAAUAAACUGAAAGGUCACUGUACUAGUGCUUUGGCUACUUCUGCAUUUUUCUCCAGAGCUGCUUUGGCUGAUGUUUGUGCAGCUUUUACUUGGUUUGGUCCUUACACAUUUGUGUCUCACUACAAGUUGAACAUCCAGUAGAGGUGCAUUACUUCUUUUGAUUCUACUGAAUUGUGCAAUAUCCUUUCAUAACACCUCUGUAGGGUUUUACAUGGCUGGGGACUGUGUUCCACAGGUUGAAUCCAGAAGGAAAAGACAACACGGAAUAUGAAGUUUAAGUACUUACCAUAACAAUAUAUCCGUGUUGUCUGUUUCUGUCUGGUUCAAGCUUCCCUACAUCCUGCUGUUGUGGUAAGUUUCUCGAUCAUGGGGUGACCGAAUCAGGAAGGUUUAUUUUCCUCCUUUGUUGGCGUCCUUGGGAUUUUCGUGUUUCAGAUUUAGUGAUGUCAGCUUGGGUAGAGAGGGGCAAACUCCCUCUGAGGUAAUCUUAUUUGAGGAGGGGAUUAUAGGUAGAGGAGGUUGAGCUAGGCAGCUGAAGUCUUUGGAAUAUGGCUGGUCUCAUAUCCUAGUCAAAUCUUAUAACCCGCAGUUUGAACCAGAUGGAAGGGGACAGCGUGAAUCUAUUGUUAUGAUAAGUACAUAACUUUUGUUUUUACUUUGUACCUUACAAUGCCCACACUAACUGAGAAUAAACCAGAUAAAUACAACAUACUGUCUUGUCAUGCCUUAUUGCACGUUGGCAUUGUUAAAUGUCCUUUUCGGAAAGGUCAGUAUCCCUACUUUUUGAGGUCAGUAUCCCUGUAUGCCACAAGACCCAGGGUUGAAGUUUUAAAAUAUUUGAAAAUGGUAUUGAUAUUUUGCAACUUACAAGCAAAAGAAAGGAGUUUUAUUUGGUUCUAAAAAGUCUACAAAUUGUUUAUAAAUCUGCAUAUGUACACUUACAGUUUACAUGUUAAAAUGUUUAAUAUUAUCUUGUAUUACUUCCCUAGUACCCUGUUGAAUAUCUUUUUGUUGCGUUUGUUUUCAUUCUGUCCAUCCCUGGUGUCUCAGAAUGCAUCCUACCACACAUGUACAUGCAGGACUACCAAUUCUAUUUUCCACAUGUAGUAUCUAUACACUGCCAGUCUACAUCAUUCAUGUCUUUAUGUAUCACUCACUCGUUUACUUGUUUGCUGUCUGUCUAAUGUGUUACAUUGCAGUCGUAUAGUUUACUAAAAGCUGACUUCAUAUACUUUGUCAUGCUACUAAACCAUCUGAUUCCAAGUUAAAAAUAACUGACUACACAACAUUUAAGCAAUUUACUAAUUAUUUUAGGCAAGGGUUUACCAGAAUUCAACAGUAUGGCUCAGUGGAAGUGACAGGAGCAGGUCAUCCUUUUGUGAAAUGUAGACAAAAGCCCAUAAUAAAUUGGUCAGUUGAUUAAGAAAAAAUAUAACUCUGUACCCUGUAUUUCUUAUUCUAGAUAUAUUUUUUUUGGCCACAGGCGUAUCAGGUGCUGGUUACUCAUUAAGCAUAGUAUAACAAGUGACAUUCAAAACAAUGAUGGCAUGUCAUACAGGGAAUGGGGGAUAUCCACAGAUCAUGCAGAUAGACAUAUGGACUAAAGUAGGGUAAUUUACCUUUUUAUCUAAUUAUGUCAAUGAAAAUGAGACUGUACUUGGUAGUAUUUUCCUGUGAAAAUGUUUAAUACAUUUGAAAUGCAUUUUUACUGUGUGUUGGUCUCAUUUUCAGUGCCUCUGUGACUAAAUUAGGGAGCCUUGUCUAUGGUGCUGUACUGUAAGCAAUAUCACUGCUAUAUAUAAUGGGCAUUGCAUUGUCCAAGCUUUCUGUUGACAGGAAGAAGGUCACAAGAUUAUUUUAUAUGUAUAUAAGUGUGUACUAAAUAACUAUCACUGCUGGAAAUUAUGACAUCUAAAAUGUGAAAUGGAAAAUGUUUAAUAAAAUAUUAUUUGAUAAUAAAGAAUCAA